This is a messenger RNA of Nicotiana tabacum (common tobacco), 862 nucleotides long. NCBI's taxonomy places the organism in Eukaryota, Viridiplantae, Streptophyta, Magnoliopsida, Solanales, Solanaceae. The record is from RefSeq and is a predicted model, not a curated record.
CAGGCUCCACUUGUGGGAUUAUACUGAGCAUGUUGUUGUUGUUGUAAACUAUUGGCACUUAUGAGAAUCCUAGAUAUGAGUUGAUAUCAUAAUUAACACAUCCAUUCUGUUAUAGAGCAUAGUAAAGAAUGGAAGAAACUUUUGCAUCUCCCAUAAAUCUAAACUAGCUUCGUCCACAAAUUUAUGGCCCCAUAUCAACAUGGCCAACAGGCAUCAGCACAUGGCUUUGCCAUUGGUGGUUAGUGAGAAAAGAACAAUGCUCAGUGCUAAGAAACUCAUCAAGAUGGCCAGGAGAUGGCAGAAGUUUGCAGCCAUGCAGAGGAAGAGGAUUCGACUUCCAAGAAAUGGAAAUGAUGCAGACAGUUGUAGCACAUCUUCAUCUUUUACAGCCGGUAAAGGCCAGUUUGUAGUGUAUACAACUGAUCAAAGGCGCUUUGUGAUUCCAUUGGCUUACCUUGAAAAUGAGGUCAUUUUGCAACUUUUGAACAUGUCUGAAGAAGAGUUUGGGUUGCCAAGUGGCGGUCCUAUUACAUUACCAUGUGAUUCUGCUUUCAUGGACUACAUCAUUUCACUAAUCAAGAAAGGUGCAGCUGCUGGAGAUCUUUGUAAAGCAUUGCUCCUCUCAGUUACUUCAUGUUGUUGUUCAACUUCUUCUUUGCACCAAAAUUGGGGAAACCAGCAGCUUCUUGUUUAUUGAGUCAUGAUCAUUAUCUUUAGUAAAUGAUAAAUCAAAACAGAUUGUAUAGCAGGCGAAAACUAGGCCAUUCAAAAAGUGUAUUAUAGAUGGAAUAGAGCUUUAUCUGAAAUCUAGCCAGAUUUAUAGAUCUCAAACUUUCAAUACGAUGAUUGCGAACUUCUAGCA